AUGACAUACCCAGGCAUCGACGGUAGAGUCGCAGACUUAGAAUCAGGCAUACAGUGGCGCAUCAGCGCAGCAGUCUUCCGGUACAGAGCGAACGGAGAGCUCGCUGUCUUACUUAUGAGGCGAGCCACCGGUGAGGCCACAUGUCAAUGGUGUAAUGUUCCAAUAGGCCCAGUUCUCAAUACUGAUGGGGCCAUCCGCGAUACCGUGGAGCGCAUAGUUCUCGACAAGACCGGUCUUGGACUCCAGGGUGACCACAUUAUCGAGGAGGUGGGGUCAUUGAGGUGGGGAUCUGAAGGGGAAGUCAUCAUCAAACUCAACUUUGUGAUUUAUGAUGAAUCUUUCGACCUCAUCACAAUCCGUUACGACGAGUUCUUUGAAUAUCAAUGGGUGCAAGAGGAACGUAUUGGCACUCUCGCCAUCCCUGUCUCAAUGCAGCAUAUGAUCCGCGAUGGAUUUGAGCUACACCGCUUGGGGGUUUUUUGA
Penicillium crustosum is the source of this 483-nucleotide messenger RNA. RefSeq lists its product as uncharacterized. The transcript has a single exon. NCBI's taxonomy places the organism in Eukaryota, Fungi, Ascomycota, Eurotiomycetes, Eurotiales, Aspergillaceae. Bases 1 to 483 code for a protein of 160 amino acids. The record is from RefSeq and is a predicted model, not a curated record.